Molecule: messenger RNA, 1251 nt
Organism: Lathyrus oleraceus (garden pea)
Lineage: Eukaryota; Viridiplantae; Streptophyta; Magnoliopsida; Fabales; Fabaceae
Exons: 4
Coding region: 1-1251 (416 amino acids)
Biological process (GO): DNA integration
Molecular function (GO): nucleic acid binding
Source: RefSeq, a predicted model, not a curated record
AUGUAUCAUGAUUCUGGAAAAGAAAUGGAAAAAGUAACAAACAAUGAUCAACAAGAUGAAUCAACUUACAAUGGGAAGAGAGACAAAAACAAAGAGGUCAUAGAUGAAGAAAAACCAUAUGUGCCUCCACCACCAUAUAAACUACCUAUCCCUUAUCCUCGAAGACUUGUUAAGUUUAAAAAUGAAGGGCAAUUUAAGAAAUUUGUAGAUCUUCUAAAAUGGUUGAAUAUCACAAUCCCUUUCACAGAAGCCACCACAAAAAUGCCUUCGUAUGCUAAGUUCCUUAAAGAAAUUCUUUCUAACAAGAAAAAGCUCAAAGAUAAUGAAACUGUGACGCUCACCGCUGAGUGUAGCGCUAUAAUUCAAAACAACAUGCCUUCAAAGUUAAAAGAUCCAGGUAGCUUUUCCAUACUUUGCGUAAUAGGAAAAUUUGUCAUAGAUAAAGCACUUUGCAAUUUAGGAGCCAGUGUUAGUUUAAUGCCCCUUUCCAUAUGUGAAAAACUCAAAUUAGGAGAAGUAAGACUCACGAGAAUGCCUCGCCAACUAGUUGACCGUUCUGUUAAGUUCUCACGCGACGAGGUUCCACUGAAAGGAAUCUUAGAAGUAGAAGUUUUUGACGUAUGGGGUAUUGAAUUUAUGGGCCCUUUUCCAUCUUCCUUUGGUAACAAAUACAUACUCGUUGCGGUUGAUUAUGUAUCAAAAUGGAUCGAGGUUGUAGCCUCUUCUAUAAAUGAUGCACGAGUCGUGGUUAAACUCUUUAAGAAUACUAUUUUUCCUAGAUUCGGUGUGCUGAGACUCACCAUUAUUUACGGUGGAUCUCACUUUAUUUCAAAUAUCAUUGAAAGACUAUUGCUCAAGUACGGAGUCCGACACCGAGUAGCAACAACCUACAACCCUCAAACGAGUGGGCAGGAAAGAACUAAACAGUGGCAUGAUAAACGUAUAGCAAGAAGAAAGUUUAAUGAAGGUGAUGUAGUACUUCUCUUCAAGUCUCGACUAAAACUAUUUGCAGGAAAACUUUGUUCUAGAUGGUCUGGACCUUUUGAAUUUACAAAAGUAUUCCAAAGUGGAGCUGUUGAAAUAAAAGAGAUGCAACCAGUAGAUAACUUGGAGAUUACUUUCAAAAACGAAGCCCAGAGGCGGCAUUUUGAGGUUCUUGCUCAGAGAGAGAUGGCAUUAUCCAUAUACCCUGAUGGACCUACCAUGACCACUUUAGGGAUUAGAGACGGUGUCAUGUAUAUGCUUAACUAG